CGCAAGAUGUAUCGCUACCGUCCAUUGAGCCGAAUAUUGUGGCAGAGGCCGCUGCCCUCUUUCAACCGCCGUUUUAUAUCCACCCAGACAAGCAAAGCGCCGCACCAGGACCAAUCGCUCCCCCCAGGAUGGGAAGAUGAAGCUCCCUCACUCACAGACUUCACGGAGCUGCCGCACAAGGAUUUUGGGAAGAACCAGUUGGUGCAUACGAAUGAGGAGUUCAAAAGAUCACUGAGGGGCAUCCUGAGGCAGUUCCCUCCCAUCACGUAUGCAUUCGCAUAUGGCUCCGGCGUCUUUUCGCAGUCGGCUGCGACAGCUACGCGCUCGACGCAGUCACCGCACCCCAACCCUCCCGAGGCGGUACUGAACUGGCAGAAGGGCGGUGGGAAGAUGAUCGACUUCGUCUUGACGUCGAAGUUCUCGCAACACUUCCAUUCACUCAACCUGCGCGAGCACCGAGACCACUACUCCUUUCUCGGGUCAUUGGGUUCAGGUGUCGUCAGUCACGUUCAGGAAGCUUACGGCGCUGGGGCAUACUUCAAUCCCUAUGUUAUAGUGAACGGGACAAUGAUCAAGUACGCAGUCGUCAACUUCGAUACGCUCCUCCGCGAUCUGACCAACUGGGACACUUUGUACUUUGCCGGACGUCUCCACAAACCCUGCAAGAUCCUCUUCGAAGAACCCAAUAUCCGCGUUGCAAACCAGCGCAACCUCAUCUCCGCCGUACGAUGCUCGCUGCUACUACUCCCGCCAACAUUCACCGAGAAAGAAUUAUACUCCACAAUAACAGGCUUGAGCUAUCAGGGCGAUCCACGCAUGCAGUACGGCAGUGAAAAUCCCAAGAAGAUCGACAACAUUGUCACGAACCAGAUACAAAACUUCCGCUACCUCUAUCAUGAUCUGAUCAUGUCGUUACCAAACAUUCAAUACACAGACGUCCAGCAAACUGCCAAGUCAGGAUGGAUGGAGGACACCAAUCUCGACUUGAAAAUCACACAGGAUAUGGAUCCCGAGCGCCGCGCCAACAUGGUGCGACGGCUACCCAAAAGUUUUCGUGAGAAGGUGUACUUCCUCUACCAACGUAAGUUUGGUAUUCCAGGGCGUGAGUACAAGGCAAUGCUGGAGGCGAGCAAGGACGAAGACGACAAGGGUAGUGUGAGGAAACAGGUUGGUGGUGCGUUUGACAAACGGAUAGCAGCGGAGAAAGAUCUGCCGCAGAUGGUCACGAAAGCAAUCAAUCAGACUGUCAAGUGGCCAUCGACGGUCCAGAGCUUGAAAGGGUUGCUAACAGGGGGUCCACAGAGGUCGUGGCGGUAUCUGCAGGAGAAGAGGGAGAAAGCCAAAACAAAAUGAGUGGGGUGGUGAGGGUCAGUUGCUGUCCUCUGUGACAAGCUUUUCCAGGCAGUCAUUUCUUUUGUACUACUACCAAAAAGCGUGAGCGAACAAGCUGCAAAAUAUACUUGGAUCGGUCUAUAUUCCCAGGGCAAUUAUGUCGAUUUCAAGUCGCCCUGGGAAGGCAUACGCGUCAGGCUUGUUAGUUUGAGCAAACCAAAGACCGCUAGACCUGGGAAGCGAGCAAUGUACGACCGGUGCUACUGUGUAUGCCCACACAUGCCCCUAGGCUGUACAAAAUCCAUUACUUGCUAGAGAACUCGCUUCACUUCAACCCCUGUCUAGCCCAAAAAAAAGACAGUCAACCGAAUUUGUACUGUAUCAAUGCACUUGAAAAACUGGGUUGGCGAAAACUUAUCAAGAGGUCUCGGCCUCAUAAACCAAAAGG
Dothidotthia symphoricarpi CBS 119687 is the source of this 1780-nucleotide messenger RNA. RefSeq names its product mitochondrial import protein mmp37. Gene Ontology annotation, cellular component: mitochondrion. The coding region runs from base 7 to 1353 and encodes 448 amino acids. Gene Ontology annotation, biological process: cardiolipin biosynthetic process; CDP-diacylglycerol biosynthetic process. NCBI's taxonomy places the organism in Eukaryota, Fungi, Ascomycota, Dothideomycetes, Pleosporales, Dothidotthiaceae. The record is from RefSeq and is a predicted model, not a curated record. Gene Ontology annotation, molecular function: phosphatidate cytidylyltransferase activity. The transcript has a single exon.